AUCUAUGCAAUGAAAAGGAAAAUCCUUUGUAAUAAUAAUAAUCUAUUUAUAUUUUGUAAAUAAAAAUAUUUUAUUACUUGUUUUAUAAAUAAUUAAAAUGUGUAAAAUUUUUGUAUUAUAGACUUUGUAUAACCUAUACUGUACAAUUUAAGGUAUUACGUAUGAUUUUUUUACCUCUAAGUGGAAUUAAAUUAAUGUAUGUUUACUACUUUUGAAAUAUAAUCUAACUAUCAAAGAUGAAUACAACAUUACUGAAUAAAACAAGAACUAUAAAUACUUUUUUGUACAAGAAAGUUAAUAUGCUUGUAAAUUUAAGAAAUGAGUCAUCAUCAAAUACAAAACGCACAACUAUUGACAAACCAAAUGUCGAGAAAUUUACAAAGAUUUUACAAGAAUGGUGGGAUCCAAAUGGACCUAUAAAAGCACUUCAUGCUAUGAAUUUAGUUCGGGUGCCAUUCGUCAGAGAUGGUCUAAUACAAUGUGCACAAAAUGAAAGAAAUAUCAAGCCAUUAAAAGACAAAAAGCUCUUGGAUGUAGGUUGCGGCGGUGGGAUUUUAUCAGAAGCUUUAAGUAAACUUGGUGCAGAGGUUACAGGCAUAGAUGCAAACAAAGAGUUAGUCCAGUUAGCCCAAUAUCACAGCAACAUGAAUGAUGAGUUGAAUCUAAAGCCAAAAUACCAGUACACUACCAUUGAAGACCACUCAAAGGACUUUAGUAAUUACUACGAUGGUGUAGUCGCAUCAGAAGUAAUUGAGCAUAUAAAAGACAAAGAGCUAUUUGUGAAGUCGUGUUUACAAGCACUUAAACCAGAGGGUAGGAUAUUUUUCACAACUCCAACAAGAAGUCGAUUAUGUAAAAUUUUCGGCAUAUGGAUUGCAGAAUAUGUCAUGAAUGCGAUACCAAAAGGAACGCACCAAUAUGACAUGUUGAUGACCCCAAUAGAACUAACCUUUUUGUUGGAGAGAAAUAAUUGCCAUGUAGAAAUAAUAAAUGGCCUUGUGUAUAAUCCUUGCACAAACAAAUGGGACUUGAUUAGGUCACAACAAUUAUUAUUUGCUCUUCAAGCUGUUAAAUUAGAAUAAUAUCUGUUUAUAUUUAUUAUUAUUGUUAUGUGUAAGUAUAUUUUAAUUUAUCUUGUUUAUACUGUGUUUCACUUUUUCUUUAACCCUUUUCUUUCUCCCUUUUUUAGUCUUAUUAUUUCUCUUUUACACCUUCACCAGACACAAUUUUAAUUAUUCCUCUCCAUCCUAAGAUUUCCAGGAAGAGAUUGCUAUUUAGCAAAAAGACCGUCUAUUGUUGCUUUUUUAUCUAGCUUUCAUGUAAUUAAUUAUUCAUUUUGUUUGUGUACAUAUUGUAAUUUUUUAUGAUCUGUAUCAUUCUUUGAAGGGAACAAUAAAGAUUUUUCAUUCGUUUA
Messenger RNA from Galleria mellonella (greater wax moth), 1414 nucleotides. It is a transcript of the gene Coq3, whose product is annotated as ubiquinone biosynthesis O-methyltransferase, mitochondrial. Lineage: Eukaryota; Metazoa; Arthropoda; Insecta; Lepidoptera; Pyralidae. The transcript has 7 exons. Gene Ontology annotation, biological process: ubiquinone biosynthetic process. Gene Ontology annotation, molecular function: 2-methoxy-6-polyprenyl-1,4-benzoquinol methyltransferase activity. The record is from RefSeq and is a predicted model, not a curated record. The coding region runs from base 237 to 1082 and encodes 281 amino acids.